UUUUCAUCACUUAUUCUCUUUUCAUGAAUGCAGAAACAAAAAAGAAUUGAAUAGGAACUUUCUCAAAGAGGGUCACAAAAGCCAUGAAUUACUCCUCCCAUUACCAGCAACAGACGUACGAUCCAUCAUCUUUGACCCAACAAAUUUAUGACCAACCCGCAAAUGAUUACUAUACUUAUUCUUAUCCAAACCCUCAAUACACCAGUGUUCAACCGUAUUCGUAUCCAAAUCUCAUUGUACAACCAUCACAACACGAACAACAAGAGCUUCAUCCACCAGGGGUCACCGCGCUGCCUCCGCCACCUCCACAUCAAGAUCAGUCUUCUAAUUUUCAGUACCACGCGCAUACUGCUGCCGCUGCAGUUCUUCCUGUGGGCCCACAACAUGGGGGAGUGGAUUCGGGUAUCGGGGUUGUUCAUCAGCCGAUUGUGCAAUCUUCUUACGAAGGUUUUAGCAUAGUCAAUGGUGUGGCACCCCUUGGAGCUGCCCAAACUCAUCUCAGUCCUCAGCCAAAUGUCCGGGGCCGACCAUAUCGUGUUCGGGGUCGAGGCAGAGGCCGUGUAAUGCAUAAGCAUGUUGCAGCACGUGGUCAGGAACGAACAAUAUCCACUCAAGGUGGAUCGCACAUCCAAGGAGGAUCUCUUCCACCCAUGGCACAACCAUAUGCAUCAAGUUUUGGCCCAAUAUCAACGGCUAUUCAUAGUCCAGCUCAUAUAAUGCCUGCUUUGCCACCUCCAAGACUUGCAUGGUGUGAAUUCUGCAGAGUUGACUGCAAUACCCUUGAUAUUCUUGAACAACACAAGAAUGGGAAAAAACAUAAAAAGAAAUUGAAAGUUUUUGAAGAGUUACAAAAUCUCAACAGUAGGGUGAUUGGCAGACAAAUGGAACAGAUAUCUUCUUCUCAGUUGAAGCUAGAAGUUCCUCUCCAGUCUGAUGAGCGGUCCGAAAAACAAAUUCAACAAGAGAGUUUACCUUCUCAAGCUAUUAAUGAAGACAAUAAAGUUGCAGUUGGAAAUAGAGAGCUCGAAGAUGCAGAACCUACUGAAGAACCAGGAAAAAAGGUGAUAGAUCAUUCUGAAGGCCUAGCACAUGGAUUAAAGCGUAAAAUGAGGGGUGGUAAAGUUGGUAGAAGAACGAGGCCUUGUGAUCGAUCGAAAAGGACUGUGGAGCCUCCUAAGCCCAAAGAAGUUAUCCCCUUGGUAUGCGAAUUAUGUAAUGUAAAGUGUGAAUCUCCAAUUGUCUUCCAAAGUCAUUUGGCAGGAAAAAAACACAAAUCGAAAGCUAAGCGUUUCCUAGGCCAGCAAGAAACAUUCGGACAAGAAGUUCUUCCAGCACUACGACCUGCAAACCAAGAUGCUAAUGCUUUUCAUCAGCAAGGAUUUCGUAAUGAAAAUACUGGUAAUAAGGCUUCCACAGUGGAAACUAAUGUCAAGAGCACUAAGUUGGAGGCAACUGUAAGUCAGCCACAAGCACUUGUAGCAAACUCUGGAGUUCAGAUUCUGGUGAACAUUGAAGGAAUUUCAGAAGAGGGAUAUCCUCAAAGUGGAGCUCAAAGCGAUUGUCUAGUGGGUGCUCUAGUUACCGAACAAGUGGAGGGUGUAGUUACGACUGGGACGUUGGAGCCUGUUACAUCUCAAACAACCUUAGAUGGGGCUUCUGUUUGAACAGAGUGUGAUUGUUCUAUCCCUGGCUCAGGUUGAUCAUAUAUAGCUCUCUCUCUCCCAUCAAAGGGUAUAACUUUUUGUCGACCCAUCAAAACCAUCUUAUCCAGGUAGCUUAUUGACUCGAUUCGUUUACCUGUUUCUCUCUGCACAUCCUGUGAUAAUGCACUGAGUUUCUACGUAACCAUUAUGUGGAACUAUUUACUUGCUAACUUUUUGGCGCGCACCAAAUUGGAGAAUUUUAAGUUCUUAAGUGUUGAAUUCUUGUGCCUAUGGUUACAUAUGGUGAAACUAUGAUGUAUGGAGAUGGAAACUAGUAGAACUUUUCACUCGAUAA
Molecule: messenger RNA, 1998 nt
Organism: Sesamum indicum (sesame)
Lineage: Eukaryota; Viridiplantae; Streptophyta; Magnoliopsida; Lamiales; Pedaliaceae
Molecular function (GO): zinc ion binding; nucleic acid binding
Source: RefSeq, a predicted model, not a curated record